Molecule: messenger RNA, 3755 nt
Organism: Portunus trituberculatus (swimming crab)
Lineage: Eukaryota; Metazoa; Arthropoda; Malacostraca; Decapoda; Portunidae
Product: SET and MYND domain-containing protein 4-like
Exons: 17
Coding region: 487-2754 (755 amino acids)
Molecular function (GO): protein binding
Source: RefSeq, a predicted model, not a curated record
UGAAAGAUGAUGAUUGUCCUCUUUGUUGUUUGUGUUUUUUCGUGUUUUCCUUACUGGCGCUACUGAUACAAAGGCCUGACGCAGAAGAAAUUCUUGCGUCACCUGUAACAUCAAGAUCAAGAUCAGGGAGGCUGGUGGCUGUCAGCAGGGGAGGACGAAGCAAUCCAUACAUUUCGCCUGAUAGUAUGAAAAAAAAUAAAGAAUAAGAUUAAGUGAUCGACUGUAGAUAGACAACGAAAGGGAGAUAUUUUGGAUGUAGUGAGUGCACGGCGAGGCAAAAGCUAUACUGGUGACAAGCAGAUCCUGGCACUGACCUACCGUAAGAGUCUUCACCACUUCUCAGCUGACUGCUCUACCACCACCACCUCGGCCUUAUCACACCACCCAGCCAUAGGAAGAAUCGUGGGGCAGUGACAGAGUGAAUAGUGAACAGCUGGUGGCAGAAUACCGUGAUACAUUCAGAAUUCUUCAAUUUUUUGUGUGACCAUGAAUGGAGUAAGCUGCCAACCCCUCCUGGAUCGCUUGACUUUUGCACUAGUGAAGACUGGAGUCAUCAGUGAUCUCUCUAAAAAGAAAACAGAGUUGGAAAAAAUCAAGUUUUGUUUAGGAGUCGAAGUAACAUAUUCAGAUGUCAAAAUAAAUGUUCGAGGAGAGAUUCAAAACCUGCUGGAUGUACUCUAUGAAAAGUCUGAAGACCAUUCUAAAUCUGAAGCCCUGGCAUUGAAGGCAAAGAACCAAGGCUCUAAGGCAUAUUUGAAGAAAAAGGAUAGAGAAGCACUGAAUUGCUUUUCUGAAAGCAUAUGUUUAGCACCAACAGAGUCUUCAGUUCUACCACUGGCAUUGGCUAAUCGAUCAGCUGUGCUCUACCAGAUGCGCAGAUACAAGGAAGCUUUGCAAGAUAUGGAGUGGGCAGAGAGUGCAUGUUAUCCUGCAGCCCUCAGGCACAAGUUGUUAGUUCGUCGAUGUCGAUGUUACCUUUCAUUGGAUAACAUAAAGAAAGCAAAGGAAGUCUUAGAAGUGUGCAAUAAUCAUGUUCACUUAGUUCCCCUCGAGGCCAAAGAUAAAUAUGAGACAGAGGUUGCAGAUCUAAAACAAAAGAUUGAGAACCACGUCCCCACCAAUAGUACGAUCACCCCCCAAGAAGAUCUGCAACAACCCUCUCUGUAUGUUGGAGAAAAUAAGACUGUCAAGUACAUCACCAAUGCAUUUGAGAUGAGGGAAAAUGACAAAUUUGGCCGUCACAUUGUUGCGGUAGAAGAAGUCAGUAAAGGGUGUGAAGUGUUUGUUGAGAAACCUUAUGCUGCAAUCCUACUUCCUGAACAUCACAAGACCCAUUGCCACACCUGCUUCUCCAGACUCUUGACUUCAUUUCCAUGUACUGGUUGUCGUGAUGCAAUAUUCUGCAAUGAAGAGUGCAGAAGGGCUAGUAGGCCAUGGCAUCAGUACGAGUGUGGAAUCCUACAUAUCCUCUCCUCAGUUGGCAUUGCUCAUCUUGCCCUCAGAAUCCUUCUUAUCACAGGAUGGAAACUCAACUGUUAUAUCAGGUUAGAAGAGGUGGUUGAGGGCAAAGUAGCAGGAUUUGGAGAGAAGGGGGUGUACAAUGGCCCAGACCUCAUUGAUAAGUAUCGGGCCGUCUUCCAUUUACUGCCACACUUCAACUCUUGUCUCCUUGAAGAUCAACUUCAGUAUUGUCUGGCAGCCAUCCUUCUGGCAACUGCAAUUUCUGAUAAGACAAAUUUCAUAAAAGAGAACAUGGAUGAGAAUGGUGAAAAAACAGAUCUUGACGUGCCCCAUCUGGCCUCCGCAGUAAUGCGACACAUCGCUCAGCUGGUGUCCAAUGCUCAUGCAAUCACUCAGCUCAUGCCAUCAGACAGUUAUGGGCACAGCAGAGUGGAGCAGAUUAAACAGAUAAGGGUGGCAUCUGCUAUAUACCCAACAGCCAGCAUGAUGAACCACUCCUGCAAGCCAAACAUAAUCAACAGUUUCUACAAAGAUGUUCUUGUGAUUCGCACAACAGAGGACAUCAAGCCGGGUGACCAAGUCAGUAAUUGUUAUGGACCACAUUAUUGUCGCCAGACUCGAGAAGAACGGCAAGAGGCAUUAAAGCAGCAGUAUUUCUUCACUUGCAAAUGUGAACCAUGCACUCAACCAAAGUACAUGAAAAGUGAAGCAAGCUGGAGUGGAUUUUACUGCGAAAACUGUGGUGGACCAUCUUCAUGGAUGGGGAAUGAGGACCCUGGUGGCUGUAAUGCUGAGAAUAAUGAGGGAGUUCUUCUGUGUCUUCAGUGCCAUAGGGUACAACGUCCAUCAGCACACCUUGUAUAUACUUGCUCCAGAGUUAAUUCUCUUCAUGAAUCUGGUGAAGAGGCCAUUAGAAAGGGCAACUUGCCAGAUGCUGUGAGUCUUCUCAGAAAUGCCAUUCAGAUAGGAUCAAAAGUAUAUCUGCCUGAAAACCAGUAUUUUCUGCGUGUGAGGGAUACAUUGGCUAGAGCUCUUGCAGAUUCUGGUGACUAUGAAAACUGUACUCUGGAGUUACAAGAAUGCCUGCAGUUUAUGGAGCAACGUUAUGGGCCAGAGAGCAUUGAACUGGCACAUGAGUUUCUCAAAUACUCAGAGGUGUUGGAGUUAACAGCUGCAGUUAAUGACAGGCAUCAAGAUGAACUCAGGAUAGUAAAAAAAAGAAUUAAUGACAUCUUCACUCUGAACUAUGGACCACAGUGGAAAAUCUAUCUUAGUACUAGUGCAAUUAAGUAGACACAUGAUAUCAGAUCUUUUUGUAUGAUUUCUUACUUUCAUAUUUCAUUGUAACUGAUAUGUAUGAUUUGACUUACAUACAUUUGCAUAGCUUUCCUUUGGUGCAAGCAAUAAUUAUUCACAAACUGUUUAUCAACAAUGAUAGAUUGUUUAUUGAGAGUAAGGUUAAUGUGAUUCCUGUACCAAUAGCUGCCUAGAUAGGAGGCUUAAGUGGUAUAACUGUAAUAUAGCUUAGUGAAUGAAAUAGGAGCAAUUCUAACACAGUAAAUUUAGAAUUGUGCCAAAAUUAAAUUUAGAAUUGUAAUCAGAAACUACUCCUCAUCUUCAUCUGCUGUGACUAUCAAGUACCAUGGCUACAUGUUUUGUGUUAGGCAGGUUUCCAUCAUAAUCCAUUUUUAUUGUACAGUAAAGCUCUCUUAAUUUGCUGACUGACUAAUUCUGAAAACAGGGCUAAACUGAAAGCUUUUAUACACAGUGGACAAAAGAUUCAAUAGCACUGAGCAGUCAAUGAAAGUUGCAUUCUUUUACCUUAUUAAACUUGAGCUGAUAAACAAACUUGGAAAAGAAGAAAAAUAUUGUCUAUUAUUCCUUUUAAAUUCAUAUUUCCAAGUUCAGUAUCAGAUAACCAAAAAUGAAGGUAGAAUGUUGAUGGGAAAUCUACAGAUAGGAAGUCACUAAACUGGAGAGCUUGCUGUAACAUCAUUAUACUGUGAAAUGAAAAUAUAAAGAGCUAGUGAAUGUUAUUUCAUAGGGAUAAUUUAUAGUUUUAGUGGAAAUCAUUGUCAUUCAUGUUCAUCUCCAAAUGUGACUCGUGAUUCUCAAAGAACUUCUGGUCAUUGUUGUUCCGCAUUAGUAAGUCUCGAAUAAAUUCAUCUGUUUUCAUAUAUCAGAAUCAUAUUACUAUAUUUUCCUUCACUUCACCUUUAUGAUUUUGAACUGAUAUUUUCAGAGAUGUUAGAUAUUUCAUAAAUAUCUAUGUUGUAUAAAGUAUUGCAAACACA